AUGGAGAGCACUGGACGCAGCAUGGCGCUCCCAGGUAUCAAGCAUAAGGUCAUUGGCCUCGUGUCUGGUGGCAAGGACUCGUGCUUCAACCUCAUGCACGCCGUCGCCAACGGGCACGAUAUCGUUGCGCUCGCCACUCUCACGCCGGGGGAGGGAAUCGACGAGCUCGACUCACACAUGUACCAGUCCGUCGGGACGGCACUGCCACCUCUCAUCGCACAGGCUAUGGGGCUGCCGCAUUACUCGGGCGUUAUCCGCGGCAAGCCUGUCGAGCAGGGGAUGGAGUACGGCUCACGCGAGCGCGGCGGGGAGGGAUCGGGGCAGGAGGGGGACGAGACUGAGGACUUGACCGCGCUGCUGCGCACUGUGAUGACCGCACACCCGGAGGCUACAGCUGUGUCGUCUGGCGCAAUCCUGUCCAAUUACCAGCGCCUGCGGAUCGAGCACGUGUGUCAACGCCUGGGAUUGACCUCGUUGUCAUACCUCUGGCAAAGCGAGCAGCUGCCUCUUGUCACGAAGAUGACCACUUCCGGACUAGACGCGAUCCUCGUCAAGGUCGCAGGCAUCGGGUUGCGGGAGCAGCACGUCGGCAUGUCUCUCGCUCAGCUCAUUCCCUACCUCACGCGCUUACAAAUGCAGUACGGCGCGCACCCAGCUGGGGAGGGCGGCGAGUACGAGACGCUCACGCUCGACACGCCGCUGUUCUCGCAUCGCAUCCGCAUCGUCGAAUCCGAGGUCGUCGUCUCUGAUCCCGAGCCCAACCUCGUCGCGUACCUGCGCGUGAGGAAGGCGGAGCUCGAUCCCAAGGAAGGUUGGGUGCAGCCGUCUGUUGCGACACUGCGAGGGCUCUUGGGUCUCGACGAGGACGAGGAGGCUGGUGCAGAGGGCCUCGACGAGCAGGGACUGGAAGUCUUUGAUCGUGUCAAGGACAUGCAGGUCGAUAACCGGAGAGACAUCGACCCCGAGGAGAUCGACUCGCACGAGAACAGCAUGGAGAUACCUGCGCUCGAUGUCGACGUCGACACGCCGGUCGGGACACAGACGAGCUCGAAUGGAGAUAGCAUCAAAGUGGACGGCGACAGUGAUUCUGACGAAAUGAGACGACCGACUAGAGGCCUGCGACCCAUGACCUCGACGAUGCGCAAGAUGCAGGGGGCAAAGGGGCCGCGGAAGGGCCCACAGCAGCCCUCGAGCCCGCCAGCGGAUGACGAGGAAUCCGACGAGCACACGCCCGCAUUCUCACUAGCCCCGCCGCCGUCAUUAGUCGCGGCCGCGAAGGCUGCGAAACAGGAGGAGGAGAGCCCUUACGCUGUGCGUUUCGUGCAGCGCGGGCGGUGGUUCGUCGCGUCGGCAGGCGGACAGGACGAGGGCGACGUCGCAGCCGAGCUCCGCGCCGCGUUGGACAGUGUGAAAUCCCGACUCGAGGCUAAGGGUCUCUCGCUGCCUGUCCACGCAGCGCACGUCACGCUCAUCCUCAACUCCAUGUCCGACUUUGCGGCCGCGAACGCCGCGUACAUCCAAUACUUUGGCACGUCGCCGCCCUCGCGUGCCUGCAUCAGCGUCCCAUUGGGAGUGCAGCACAUCCGCGUCGAGGUCGUUGGCUUCGACGGGCGGCCGCAGUUUGGCCGGCCCAUCGGCAACCGUACAGCACUGCACGUCCAGGGCCAGAGCUACUGGGCGCCAGCCAACAUCGGGCCGUACUCGCAGGCUGUGACUGUGGACGCACGCGUGCAUGUCGCGGGCCAGAUUGCUCUCCAACCGGCAUCACUCACGCUGGCACCGUACCCGGCAGAGACGAGCCCGUACGGGCACCAGGCCGCGUUAGCGCUGCAGCACGUGCGCCAUAUCGUUGAAGUGCUGCGUUCCCCCACCUCGAGCGGCGGGGGGUGGUAUGGAUGGAUCGAGAGCUGCGUUGCAUGGUGGGCGCGGCCUAAGGGAUGUGGGGCGGAAGGGCCGGACGUCUCGCGCGCAGCGUGGCGUGCAUGGGCUGAAGAGAACGGCGCAGUCAAGGCGCCCGUGCUCUUUGCGCGUGCGGCUGAACUUCCGCGCGGCGCGCUCGUCGAGUACCAGGUCAACGUGCACACCGGCCGGCCGAGCUACAAUUCGAAACCUGUGGACGACGACGACAGCGAGGAGGAGGAGGAGGAGGUCGAGUACAAGUCGGGUGUCAUGUUCCCCGGGACGUACCGCGAGCAGGUGGUUGGGCGUGGUGGGUCACGUGGGGCACGCACGGUGGUCUUCUUUGAAACCGCCCUCGCCCUCAGCAUGCCGUAUCUUAUCAACCACCUGCUAAGCCUCGGAGACGAGAGCACUCCCCUCGCGCUGCGCGUGUACCACCGCGGUGAGCUGCCCGACGGCGUCGCCAAGGUUGCGGGCACGCUGCGUGCGGCGUGGACCGCCAUCCCCGUGCUCGACGUGCAGGACCGCAAUGGGGUGUCGUACCCACUCGCUUUUGAUGUGUUUUCGGUCUAG
Cutaneotrichosporon cavernicola is the source of this 2472-nucleotide messenger RNA. RefSeq lists its product as uncharacterized. Bases 1 to 2472 code for a protein of 823 amino acids. Gene Ontology annotation, biological process: protein histidyl modification to diphthamide. NCBI's taxonomy places the organism in Eukaryota, Fungi, Basidiomycota, Tremellomycetes, Trichosporonales, Trichosporonaceae. The record is from RefSeq and is a predicted model, not a curated record. Gene Ontology annotation, molecular function: diphthine-ammonia ligase activity. The transcript has 8 exons.